Messenger RNA from Sapajus apella (tufted capuchin), 987 nucleotides. Its product is annotated as olfactory receptor 9G4. Bases 1 to 987 code for a protein of 328 amino acids. Gene Ontology annotation, biological process: G protein-coupled receptor signaling pathway; sensory perception of smell. The record is from RefSeq and is a predicted model, not a curated record. Gene Ontology annotation, molecular function: odorant binding; olfactory receptor activity; G protein-coupled receptor activity. The transcript has a single exon. Lineage: Eukaryota; Metazoa; Chordata; Mammalia; Primates; Cebidae. Gene Ontology annotation, cellular component: membrane.
AUGAUACUUCUCCCUUCUCAUGAAAGUCAGGCUUUCGCCUCUGUGGACAUGGAAGUAGGAAAUCGCACCAUCCUGACUGAAUUCAUCUUGGUGGGUUUCUCAGCAGACCCACAGUGGCAGCUGAUUCUGUUUGGAGUGUUUCUGAUGCUCUAUUUGGUAACCUUGUCAGGAAACAUGACCUUGGUUAUCUUAAUCCGAAUUGAUCCCCACUUGCAUAUGCCUAUGUACUUUUUCAUUGGCAACCUGUCUUUUUUGGAUUUCUGGUAUACGUCUGUGUAUACUCCCAAAAUCCUGGCCAGUUGUGUCUCAAAAGAUAAGCGCAUUUCCUUGGCUGGAUGUGGGGCUCAGCUGUUUUUUUCCUGUGUUGUAGCCUACACUGAAUGCUAUCUCCUGGCAGCCAUGGCUUACGACCGCCAUGCAGCAAUUUGUAACCCAUUGCUUUAUUCAGGUACCAUGUCCACUGCCCUCUGUACUGGGCUUGUUGCUGGCUCCUACGUAGGAGGAUUUUUGAAUGCCAUAGCCCAUACUGCCAAUACCUUUCGCCUGCGUUUUUGUGGUAAAAAUAUCAUUGAGCACUUUUUCUGUGAUGUGCCACCAUUGGUAAAAAUGUCCUGUUCAGACACGAGGGUCUAUGAGAAAGUCCUCCUUGGUGUGGUGGGCUUCACAGUCCUCUCCAGCAUUCUUGCUAUUCUGAUUUCCUAUGUCAACAUCCUCCUGGCUAUCCUGAGAAUCCACUCAGCUUCAGGAAGACGAAAAGCGUUCUCCACCUGUGCUUCUCACCUCAUCUCAGUCACGCUCUUCUAUGGAUCGCUGUUGUUUAUGUAUUCAAGGCCUAGUUCCACCUACUCCCUAGAGAGGGACAAAGUAGCUGCCUUGUUCUACACUGUGAUCAACCCACUGCUCAACCCGCUCAUCUAUAGCCUGAGAAACAAAGAUGUCAAAGAGGCCUUCAGGAAAGCAAUAAAGACUAUACAACCACAAACAUGA